UUGCGAAAUUUUCAUCUGCUGGUGUUAUCAGUCAGUUGCAUUUGCCUCAGUGUACGGUUAAUAAAAUGGGCAUAAAUUUCGCACCCUGGAAUGUAUCUUUGGAGAGACGACUCCAAACAUUAUCAGCAGCAAUAUUCAUGAUCAUCUUCCCACUAGGAGGUCCCAUCUGCUUGUUGUUCGUGACAUACGCUCUGCUAUUCACUCAAUUCUGGUGGUGCUGCAUCCUCUACUUGUCGUGGAUGUGCCUGAUAGACAAAAACAUAGAAGAGAGAGGCGGUCGUGAGUUACAAUUCAUGAGGAGUUCUUCUUACUGGAAAUAUUUUCGAAACUAUUUUCCCGCCAGACUAAACCGGUCACCUUGGGUGGAGUUGAAAAAGGAUAAAAACUACUUGUUUUGCUGUUUUCCCCAUGGUAUAAUUUCAAUUUCCUCGUUCGUCAUGUUCGGAAAUAUCUACGGGGAAUUCAAUGACUAUUUUCCAGAACACAAGAUCAAGGUUUGUACUCUCAGACAAAACUUUUACAUGCCUUUCUUCAGGGAACUCAUAUUGGGUUUGGGUGGUUGUUCUUCUUCUAAAGCUUCGAUUGAAUACCUGCUAAACCGACCUGAAGGAGGUAACGCGGUAGCAUUAAUAGUAGGUGGUGUGGCUGAAUCUUACUAUGCCGAACCAAGGGAAUAUAAACUAGUUUUGAAGAACAGGAAAGGGUUUGUGAAGAUUGCCAUCAAAUCUGGCAGUCCAUUGGUUCCGGUAUUAUCUUUUGGCGAAACUGAUAUCUUCAAUCAAUACGGAGGUAAAAAUACGAGGUUCAAGAGGUUUCAAGAGGAAAUUAGGAAGUGGAUAGGUAUUGCUCCAGUUUUGAGCUAUGGAAGAGGCCUCCUGCAAUAUGAUUUCGGUUUGAUUCCACAUAGACGACCUAUAACGAUGCUAGUGGGAACGCCGAUUGAGGUUGAGAGGAAUGAACAUCCAUCUUCUCAAGAAGUCGAUUAUUAUCAUCAAUUGUUCAUAAAGGAACUCAUUUCGUUAUUUGAAAAAAAUAAGCAUUUAUAUCUUGAAGAUAGUCAGGAUCUACAUAUUGAACUUGUAUGA
Molecule: messenger RNA, 1085 nt
Organism: Coccinella septempunctata (seven-spotted ladybird)
Lineage: Eukaryota; Metazoa; Arthropoda; Insecta; Coleoptera; Coccinellidae
Product: 2-acylglycerol O-acyltransferase 2-like
Exons: 2
Coding region: 66-1085 (339 amino acids)
Biological process (GO): triglyceride biosynthetic process
Cellular component (GO): endoplasmic reticulum membrane
Molecular function (GO): diacylglycerol O-acyltransferase activity
Source: RefSeq, a predicted model, not a curated record